Fundulus heteroclitus (mummichog) is the source of this 468-nucleotide messenger RNA. Its product is annotated as anthrax toxin receptor 2-like. The record is from RefSeq and is a predicted model, not a curated record. Lineage: Eukaryota; Metazoa; Chordata; Actinopteri; Cyprinodontiformes; Fundulidae. Bases 89 to 448 code for a protein of 119 amino acids. The transcript has 3 exons.
AUUUAAGCCUGUUUGCUGUUGCGAUGACCCGGAUAACUGAGACUUUGCACAGGCAACACGUUUGAGGUGUGAGAUGUAAAAGUUGUGAAUGUGUUUGAUCACGUUUGAAAUGAGCCUAAAGCCGCUGUAUUCCACGCUGAAGGCUACAGCCCAGAUAAAACAGCAGUCCACCACGUCCUCCAGCAUCAUCCUGGCUCUGACAGACGGCAAACUGGGAGUUUAUGUCCAUUCCUACACCGUGGAGCAGGCUGAUGAAGCCAGGAAAUACGGCGCUCGUGUUUACUGCGUUGGUGUGAAGGACUUCGACGAGCAGCAGCUCGCUAAGAUCGCCGACUCCAAAGACAACGUGUUUCCUGUCAAAGAUGGCUUCCACGCUCUCAAAGGCAUUGUCAACUCCGUAAGUUUGGACGCACGCCGUUUCUGUCUGAGUCUUUGCUUUUCUAUAUGAAGAGAAGUGAGUGAGCUAAA